Messenger RNA from Cokeromyces recurvatus, 1122 nucleotides. RefSeq lists its product as uncharacterized. The record is from RefSeq and is a predicted model, not a curated record. The coding region runs from base 35 to 1069 and encodes 344 amino acids. The transcript is spliced from 3 exons. Lineage: Eukaryota; Fungi; Mucoromycota; Mucoromycetes; Mucorales; Mucoraceae.
UUUUUUUUGCAUUUCUACUUUACAAGUAAAAAAUAUGAACGACCUCCAACAUAACCUAGCAAAAUUAUCAUUAAAUAAACCUACUCAAACGUUCAAAAACUCAAAGUUUGAUCCACAGAAUAAAAGUAUAUCUUCUAAACAAGCAAAUGUUAAGGAGCUGCAUAAAGGAAGACAAGAAUUAUAUCAUUACAAAAGUGAAUGUCAACAAGCUGUAGCUGAUACAAGAGGCCGCUAUCAUCAGAGUAGGACUAGUCAUAAAUUAUCUAGGACAGCUUCAUCUAUUCCGUCAGAAAGAAAAUCUUCUGAAUUUAUUCAUAGAAGACACUCACAACGCGUUUGUCUACCAAGUAAUCCCGAAGAAGAGCCUGACAAUAUUAGAGAAGAAGCGCCUCGACCAAGAAAAAAUAGUAUAACAGCUUCAAUCUCUUUACACAAACAUAAUACGGAAAGUAUUGGAUCAAAAGAGGAUGGAACAAGUAGUCCAUCACGAGGUUCUACUUCAAGCAAUACUGCACCCCUGACUGAAGAAGAAGAUCAAUGUCUACCACCAAAAUAUCCAUAUUCGUCAUCCACUAAGGAACAUUAUUAUCGAACACAGCAAUACACUAGUAGAGAAAUGCCGGACCCCUUAUAUUAUCAAAGACUUCAUUUACAGCAACUGCAACUACAAUACCAACAACAACUUUAUUUAAUGUCUCAAACACCUAUCUUUUUCCUAUCGCCUUAUCCUUCUCCUUCCUCUCCUCUUAUGACCGACCCAUCACAGUUAUUUUCUCCAAUAAUGAUGCAACAACUACCGCUUUCACCAUCAUCAUCACCAGUGCCGCCAUCACCACCACAAUUGAAUUCAUCACAUCAUACAACAAAGAAGAAACCUAAUAAACAUCAUUCAACAAAACUUACAAGUACUGACUUAAGAAGAAGAGCGGAUAUUUUGCGUAAUUCAAGUGAAUCGUAUAUAAACAGAUAUAACAAUGAAAAGAUAAGAGGAAAUCCAAGUAAUGGUAGUAAUAAUAAUAGUAGUAAUAGUAAUAAUAAUAGUAAAUGCCAACCUUAUUUUUAUUACUAAUUACUUUUAAAUUGCCGUAUAUCUUAAUAAUAAAUAUGAAGCCUCAAAUAAUA